This is a messenger RNA of Panicum virgatum (switchgrass), 5703 nucleotides long. Its product is annotated as transcription termination factor MTEF1, chloroplastic-like. Gene Ontology annotation, molecular function: zinc ion binding; double-stranded DNA binding. Gene Ontology annotation, cellular component: nucleus. The transcript has 6 exons. Gene Ontology annotation, biological process: regulation of DNA-templated transcription. Lineage: Eukaryota; Viridiplantae; Streptophyta; Magnoliopsida; Poales; Poaceae. The record is from RefSeq and is a predicted model, not a curated record. The coding region runs from base 4256 to 5326 and encodes 356 amino acids.
GGGGCCGCGGGCGCCACGGACAAGGGGGGAGGGAGAUGCGAGAGGAGGUGAGGAGCUCGUCUGGAGCGGCGGCCGAGCCGCCGCUGGCCGUAGCCCGCUCCUCGUCGCCGCCGCACACACCGGUGGCCAGGUACGGUGGCUGUCGCUCCUCGGGACCUCUGCUUUUGGCUGUAGAUUCGUUGCUUUUGGAGCUGCUGCUUCGUUAGAGAAUCGGGGUCUCAGUGCUCGGAUUGGUCGUCAGGGUGUUGUUUCUGCGAAUGGAAGGUGGAUUUUACAAGGCACAAGCGCACAAGGACCUAGGGUAGGGCAUCGAGGUAGGGUAUGCGUGGCUCAAAUGUGAUUGUGGAAUUGAUUAGGCUCUAGGGCACUCCUUUACGGGUGAAAACAUGAGAUUAUUUGAUGGCCCACCUCCGCUUUAGGCUUCUGAUCUGUGAAUAUUAACUGUAGUUGGGUUUGUUUACUUCUUGAUGCUGUAGAAUAAAAAAUUAUGAACAGUUGCAUUGGGUAAUACAUAACUCUGUGAUUUUGAGCUCUUUGAGCUUGUACCCUUCGCCACUAAAUAGUAUGAUUAGGGCCGUGCUUCAUUUGUUCUGUUGAAUUUGUGGUGCUUUCCUUCAACAAAUAAAAUUGUGGUGCUGCUUCUUUUGCAUACUAUUAUCAAAUCAAUAUUAGUUGAGUUACAGAAUUGCAUUUGAGAGGUAUUGCAGCUUGCACAAAUCAGUAUAGAACUGUGGCACGUUUGAUGGUGUGGUACACCUGGAGCUCAUGUUGGCCUUGUUGAAAUUUAGCUCCAGGUAGCUCAAUCUCAAUUCAUUUAUGUGAUGUUAGAUUUGUAACAAAGUGCUAUAUUUUCUAUGUUGGAGUGCUGAAACCCUGAAAAUGGUAAUUUCAUUUGGAUGACAAGCUAAUGUCAAUGUGAACUCUUCCAGUCUUCCCCUUAGAAUACAGAUUUUUGUCAUUGGUUUAAAGCUUGAACUGAAGCCCCCAUUGUUUUUCAGUUCUGCUGGUGCCUCGUCACCUGCUCUGCAAACUAACAUUGGCAGACAAGCUUCCAGAGUUGACUCAUCAUCACAAGUUGCUGCACAUGCCUAUCAUCCUUCCCACAGUUUUGAUGCUGCUGGAACUGCUAUGGAUUCUGCACCAUCAUGUAGACCAUGGGAACGUGGAGACUUACUUCGGCGACUGGCAACAUUUAAGCCUUCAACUUGGGCUUCCAAGCCAAAGGCUGCUAGUUCAUUGGCCUGUGCUCAAAGGGGUUGGGUGAACAUUGAUCUGGACAAAAUUGAAUGUGAAUCAUGUGGCGCACAUCUUAUAUUCAAUGCAUUGAUGUCCUGGUCUCCGGUUGAAGUUGCAAGUGCUGGAGAAGCCUUUGCCGAGCAGCUUGAUGCAGCACACCAGAAUAGUUGUCCCUGGAGAGGCAAUAGCUGUGCUGACAGCUUGGUUCAGCUCCCCCUUACACAAUCAGCUCUUAUCGGAGGUUUUAAAGAUCGCUGUGAUGGGCUUUUACAGUUUACCUCUCUUCCUGUGAUUGCAUCAUCUGCAAUUGAGAACAUGAGGACGACCAGAAGCGCACAAAUUGACCGUCUAUUAUCCCAGUCGAUUACCUUUCUAUCUGGUGUGCUGGGUUGCAAAGCAGAGAGCGCAGCAGGAGUUGAAAUACAACAAGAUUCUUCUUGUAGCUAUUCUCAAGCACAGAAGCUUAUAGGCCUGUGUGGAUGGGAGCCUAGGUGGCUUCCAAAUGUUCAAGACUGUGAAGAAAAUUCAACCCAUUCGGCUAAAAAUGCACCCUCAGUUGGACCUGAUGAACCAUUCUAUCCCCAUUUUGUUGACCAUAUCAAAAAUUCGUUUUCUGCAUCAGCCAAGAAAGAUAAGGGAAAAGGCAAAUUGCCCCUUAGAGAUUCUGGAUGCAGCAUGAGGUCACCGCUGUUAGAUUGUAGCCUGUGUGGAGCUACAGUCAGGAUGUGGGACUUUAGACCUGUGCUUCGUCCUUCUCGUUUGAGUCCAAAUAACAUUGAUGUGCCUGAAACAGGCAGAAAGCUAACACUGAUAUGCGGGAUUAGUGCUGCUAGUGGGAUCAAUGAGUGGCUUACUGAUGGGGUGGAAAGAGGUCAAGAAGAGGGGCGUGACGAAGCAGCAACCAAUGAGGGGAAAUCACCAUUAAUUAUUGGAGUAGACCUUAACCUAACAAUGGCUGGAGGAUUACCAUCACCUCGAUCUGCCACACCUGCUGCAUCUGAGCGGUUCAAUAAUGGAGGAAUGGGAAGGGAUCUCAUGAUUGGACAACCUACAGGCAGUGAAGUUGGUGAUUGUGAGACCUCAUAUGAGUCCCGUGGUCCAAGUUCAAGGAAGCGUAACCUUGAGGAAGGUGGGAGCACAGCUGACAAUCCACAAGACAGGCUACAUCAUGCCGACAGCAUAGAAGGAAAUUUCAUUGAUCAUGAUGGCGAGGAAGUUGAUGAUGCCGCACAAGAUUCAGAUGUCCCGAAUAAGAAGUCCCGUGGGUUUGAUUUGUUUGAUGCUUAUCGUCCAUCUUCUGGAGCUGGCCCCAGUAGAAACUUGUCCUUUGACCCUGAUGUGGGUGCUGGUAUGUUCAGUUCCUCUAGAAGUAUUGACCUAGCAGUUGAGCGUCCGGCUGCUAGAGAUUCUUUGAGGGCAUCUUCUGUUAUUGCAAUGGAUACUGUUCGUACUUCUGAGGAAGAUUCUAUGGAGAGUGUCGAGUAUUAUCCAGGUGAUGGUAAUGAUAUCGAUAUGCCUUCUUCUAGUGCACAUAGGAACAUUGAAAUGAAUGAUGUCUUGGAUCUUAACUAUAGCAAUCAGGUACAGCAAAGUGCUAAUGCACAUGCCGCUGCUGGAAGUGAUGCAAGAGAAAUAGGAGGGAGCAGUAUAAAUGAAGGGGAGGAAGUGAUUAAUGCUGAAACUGCACCUGCUUUUGGACGGGAUCAACUUAGUAUAGGAAUUAGUGGUGGAAGUGUUGGCAUGGGAGCUAGCCAUGAGGCUGAAAUUCAUGGAAAUGCUGCUUCUCUGCAUAGAGCUGAGAGUGUUGUAGGUGAUGCUGAACCUAUUGCUGAACUUACUGAGACAAUGGGGCAGACAGGUGAAUCAGGUCCAGGACCUGGAUUAAUGGAUGAAUUUGUACCUGAAGAAGUAAAUCGAGAAGAACCUCAUGGAGACAGCCAAGAUAUGGUGUCUCGGUCAGUGGGCCAAGCUGACAGUGGUUCGAAAAUAUAUGGCUCCACCAAAGCUGAUUCUGUUGAAAGUAGAGAAAAGAUAGGUCAUGCUACUGGUAUUGAGAGCAGCAUGCGCCCUUCCCUUUCUUGCAACGCAGGGAUGUGUGCUGGUUUUGAUCCAGCUAAAGACGAUGUGACACAGUCUGGCCGCAUAAUACUUACUACUGACGACACAUUAAUGGGGCUAGAUUAUGAUCCUGGGAAUGGAUUAGGAGCUACUAAUGGAGAAAAUGACUAUGAAGCGGGUCUGCUGGAAUUCGAUCCUGUUAAGCAUCACAAUAGUUACUGUCCUUGGGUGAACGGAAUUGUUGCAGCGGCUUGCUGUAACAACAUUGGCUCCAGCUCAAGUAGUUCGGCACUCUCCGGUUGGCAGUUAACUAUAGAUGCACUUGAUACGUUCCAUUCACUCGGUCAAGCUCAAAAUCAAAUUAUGCAAUCUGACUCUGCAGCUUCAUUGUAUAUGGAUGACCAGAACCAGAUAACCAAUAACCGCAGGCUAGGGAGAAGGCCUUCCGUGAGCAGAAGCUAUGGAAAAUGCUGACACGAACUCAUGUACCUUAAGUGUUUCGUAGACACAAAUAACAUUCCAGAAGUUCCAGAUUGGUGCAACAGGAGAAACCUCAAACCAAAUAAUAGUCCAUUAAGAUAGUCUCUGAAGAUUGUUGUCAUGGUGUGACCUUAUAGUACCUUGUGCUGUCGCAUCGAUAUAUGUAUUUAUUCCAAAAUAGUUGAUUCAACAUAGUAUUCACAUGACAGGAAGUUGUUCCAGCAAUCUAUAUAUUUUAUAGAAAACUUGAAAUUCAUAUUCACAUCUUCUCACUGUUCUGAUUGCAUCCCCAUCCUUCCCUGAUGCUAUAUUUAUGCCCUUUUUUUGUUCUAGUAUCUUUUCUGUUUCCUUGUUUCUGACGGCCUGUUCGUUUGUGCGGGGUGCUAUCUGAGGGGUGAUCACCCUCGUCAAUCCCAGCGGCCAAUGAGCACCUCACAGAGUGCCAGGUCAUCAGCAACGAACAGAUAAAGAACUGGAUGAGAUGCCACUUCACUCCCGCUGCAUCCUCGUCUUCCCCUGCCCUGCCCUGCACGUCGGAGCCUCUCCAAAUCCAUCUGAUAGGGGAGCUAAUCACAUCACAGCGAUGCCGCUCUGCAGCUUCUACGCCUCCACCUCCCUCCCCGUCGCCAAGCCGCAGCAGUCCGUCGCGUCCUCUAAGCCCCACUCCACCGCCGCGGCCUCCGUGGCGACAACCGUGCCGACGCGCGGCGCGACGACGACAACGGCGACGACUGUGUCCACGGCCACGGCGGCGCUGUCGCUGCACCUUCCCGAGCUGCCGUCGCAGGUGAAGGACAAGAUCCUGAGCCUGGAGCUGAUGGGCGUGGACUACGGGCGCGCGCUGGAGCUGAACCCUGCGCUCCGCGACGCGGCGCCGGAGUCCAUCCACGCGGUGGUGUCCUUCCUCCAGUCCCGCGGGCUCCACUUCAAGGACCUCGGCCGCGUCUUCGGCAUGUGCCCAUCCGUGCUCACCGCCAGCGUCCGCGCCGACCUCCGCCCCGUCUUCGCCUUCCUCGCCGAGGACCUCGGCGUCCCGGAGUCCGCGCACCGCCGCGUCGUCGUCAAGUGCCCGCGCGUGCUCGCCUGCAGCGUCCGCGACCAGCUCCGCCCCGCGCUCAUCUACCUCCGCCGCCUGGGCUUCCGGGACACCCGCGCGCUGGCGCUGCAGGACCCGAUCCUCCUCGUCUCCAGCGUGGAGCGCACCCUGGCGCCGAAGCUCGAGUUCCUGGCCGGGGUCGGCAUGUCCCGCGACGACGCCGUCGCCAUGGUGCUGCGGUGCCCGGCGCUGUUCACCUUCAGCAUCGAGCGCAACUACAGGCCCAAGUUCGAGUACCUGGUGGAGGCCAUGGGCGGCGGCGUGGAGGACAUCAAGGCGUUCCCGCAGUUCUUCGCCUUCAGCCUUGAGAAGCGGAUCGUGCCGCGCCACCGCGCCGUGGAAGAGGCCGGCGUCACGAUGCCGCUGCCGGACAUGCUCAAGGCCACCGACGCGGAGUUCACGGAGAUGCUGGAGAAGGAGCAGAGGCUGCGGGAGCAGGCCGCAGCGACAGACUGAGCGCGCCGCCAUACCCUGCACGACGGGUACGCUUCGUAUGCUUACUGGCGCGGCGGUUGGCGCACCAUCCUAGGAAUUUAACCGCCAUUUCCAUGGCGAGUGUCCUGGCCAUGCCGAUAGCCAAGUAGCCAUUUGAUUUGAGGAAGUAGCCUGUACAUAUGCAUUGACAUUAUUUGGUGGUCACGACACGUAGCUAUGAGAGAGAUGGCAUUUCUUUCUGCAAUUUGUAAGCACCGAGCAGCAAGUCGUGUCGUAUGUACAUAUGCCAUGUAUCAAGUAUUCAUGUUCAUCAGAUGUAUUGUUCUACUCAUAAGUCAUAACAAGCGUGCUGUAAAAUGAUGUCAAAAGCUACGGUUAAAAGCACAGGGUAUCGCAAA